AUGGAGAUGGUGCGGGGCCAGGUGGAGCAGGUGAACCGCCGGCAGCGAAAGCUGAACGAAAUGCUAGAGGCCUUCAAGGAGGAAGGCCUGCUUGGCGGCAGCGGCAUUGGGCUGCAGGACGAGCGACAGAUCGACGCCCUCGUGAAGCGGCUGCGCGCGCGGCUGCAUACCGACGAAGCCUCGGAGCUGGAGACACUCAAAACAAACAACAACAACCUCAAGCAUAGCCUCGAUGAAGUCACACUGGCCAUGGAGAAGAAAAAUAGCGAGAUGGAGGUGCUGCGCGCCAACUACGCACGCAAGCUGGCUCGGUCCGAUGUAGAGAACGACGCGGUGCGGGCGAAGGUGGAGGCCGCUCUGCACGCCUCUUCCCUCGAUGUAGAGCGCAUGAAGCGGGAACUGAGCCACCGUAUCGACAUCGCGUGCGCCUCCAUCCGCACCCCGCGCUACAACACCUCAAUGGAGGCGCUGCGAGAGCUGGUGCAGCAGGUGCAGGUGGAGGUGCAGCAGCACCACGAUGAGCUGACAAGGCUGGUGGUGUCCAUUGGCGCAAAGGAUACCUUUCUAAGGCAUGAGUCGGAGACGAUGCACUCGAAUCUACCUUCAGCGUACCGAACCGAACUGCGAAAGAUGGAAAAGGAUCAGCUGCUGAACCUGCUAGACGUGCUUAGCUUUCAAGAGGGUGUGGUGGAUACUGUCGGCAAGGCAAUCUACAUCAUUACAGAGGCGCAGCACAAGACGGCUGUUGUGUAG
This is a messenger RNA of Leishmania mexicana MHOM/GT/2001/U1103, 753 nucleotides long. RefSeq lists its product as hypothetical. The record is from RefSeq and is a predicted model, not a curated record. Lineage: Eukaryota; Euglenozoa; Kinetoplastea; Trypanosomatida; Trypanosomatidae. The coding region runs from base 1 to 753 and encodes 250 amino acids. The transcript has a single exon.